Brassica rapa (field mustard) is the source of this 818-nucleotide messenger RNA. Its product is annotated as auxin-responsive protein SAUR23. NCBI's taxonomy places the organism in Eukaryota, Viridiplantae, Streptophyta, Magnoliopsida, Brassicales, Brassicaceae. The record is from RefSeq and is a predicted model, not a curated record. Gene Ontology annotation, biological process: response to auxin.
UUAAUAAAUCCAUUUCGACCUCAGAGUUUAGAGAAUAGGCCAAACAACCAACCACUUGAUUACAACAGAUUCAAAGAAACAUUGAGAAAACAAGCCCUUGUGAAUUGCCGUUGGAGAUUAUCCAAGUAGACAAAUUGCAUUAAUGCAUUUCUUUCCAGAUGCGAAAGACAGAACCAUGUGAAAUUUUGGUAGCUUGUCCCACACUUCAACACCACAAGUUUCAAAGAUUUUUCAGAGAGGAUUGCAACUCAUUAUCUUCAUUGAUAUUUCUAUAUAUACACAUAACUCAUUCUUUCUAUCAUCAACCAACAACAAGCAAUCCAAUAACUUUAUCUUUUCAUACAUCUCUUCAAAAGAAUUCGAACUUUCAAAAAACCAAGAAAUUAGAAAUGGCUUUGGUGAGAAGUCUAUUGGGUGCAAAGAAGAUUCUUGGACGAUCCGUAACAGCAACAGCUUCUACAAGCAAAAGAGCAACCAUGGCGGCACCACCUAAAGGGUUUCUUGCGGUGUACGUUGGAGAGAGCCAGAAGAAGAGAUAUGUGGUGCCAAUCUCAUACUUGAGCCAGCCUUCGUUUCAAGCUCUCCUCAGCAGAUCUGAAGAAGAGUUUGGGUUCGAUCAUCCAAUGGGUGGCUUAACCAUCCCUUGCCCUGAAGAUACUUUCAUCAAUGUUACUUCUCGGCUUCAUUGAUGUUUAUUCACCAUUUUGUUCUUAGAACUAGAGUUAGAUUUAUUCAUUGUAUAUAGAUGAAUCUUUACUCUUUCUUCUCGAAUGAGUUUUCCGGAAAGGUUAUAAAAUGAAUUCAGUUUUCAUGCAAUC